This is a messenger RNA of Urocitellus parryii (Arctic ground squirrel), 1003 nucleotides long. RefSeq names its product glutaredoxin and cysteine rich domain containing 1 (gene Grxcr1). The record is from RefSeq and is a predicted model, not a curated record. Gene Ontology annotation, cellular component: stereocilium; kinocilium. Gene Ontology annotation, biological process: inner ear receptor cell stereocilium organization; sensory perception of sound. Lineage: Eukaryota; Metazoa; Chordata; Mammalia; Rodentia; Sciuridae.
GUGGAGGAGACCAUGCUGAAAAGGGAGAUGAAGCCAGAAAGUGACAGGCCACGGAGAGUCCGGUUUCGGAUCGCAUCAUCUCACAGUGGACGAGUUCUGAAGGAGGUUUAUGAUGAUGGGCAACCAUCCGGCUCUCUGGAUUCUGAAUGUGCCAGUAUUUGUGGGAUAGAUGGACUAAGUGAUUCUGAUGGACAGCAAAAUGGCCACAUUGGAUCGGAAGGCGACGAUCAAGAGAAUGAUCAGGAUAACUUGCUGGUGCUGGCAAGGGCUGCCAGUGAGAAGGGUUUUGGUACAAGAAGAGUCAACAUUUUAAGCAAAAAUGGCACAGUGAGAGGCGUCAAAUACAAAGUGAGUGCUGGCCAAGCUCUAUUUAACAAUUUGACCAAAGUAUUACAGCAACCAUCAACUGACCUAGAAUUUGACCGCGUAGUGAUUUAUACCACUUGUCUUCGAGUGGUGAGGACAACCUUCGAGAGAUGUGAACUGGUUAGAAAGAUCUUCCAAAACCAUCGAGUAAAAUUUGAAGAGAAAAACAUAGCUCUGAAUGGUGAAUAUGGAAAAGAGUUAGAUGAAAGGUGCCGGCGAGUUUCCGAAGCUCCAUCCCUCCCUGUGGUGUUCAUUGAUGGCAAUUAUCUCGGGGGUGCUGAGAAAAUUUUGUCAAUGAAUGAAUCAGGAGAACUGCAAGAUCUCUUAACCAAAAUCGAGAGAGUGCAGCAUCCACAUGAGUGUGGCUCCUGUGGAGGCUUCGGUUUUCUUCCAUGCUCCGUGUGCCAUGGGAGCAAGAUGUCAGUAUUUCGAAAUUGCUUUACAGACUCUUUCAAAGCCCUGAAGUGUACAGCUUGCAACGAGAAUGGUCUUCAGCGUUGUAAGAAUUGUGCUGCUUAGUGUGAGCUUCUGCCCAGGGAAAGACGACUCAUUUUAGUAACUGAAAGUCAUCAUUUGAUUUAUAUUUUUUUUUAAAGAAAGCCAUGUUUUUGGAUUAAUCAAUAAAGUUUGUAUAUUA